AUGUUAAUCUCAUCGAUGAGGAAGUGCCAGGAUGCUGAUGGCUCUUUGAGACCAUAUGAAGAUAAUCAAAAAUCAACAUCACAUUCUCUGAUGCAACCGUUAAUGGGUGCACCAACAACGAGUUCAGUAAUACCUAUAAAUUAUUUUGAUGAUCGGCGUGUUGAAAAUAAAUCAGAAUCAUUACGUAUAACAGUUCUUAAUAAUAAAAAUUCUACUGAAUUAUCACAACAAUCUAGUCCUGCUGGAACUGAUGUGAUUGACGAAGACUUAGAAGAGGAAUAUUUUGAUGAUGAUGAAGAAUAA
Messenger RNA from Didymodactylos carnosus, 303 nucleotides. Lineage: Eukaryota; Metazoa; Rotifera; Eurotatoria; Philodinida; Philodinidae. The record is from the annotation of a GenBank genome assembly.